GCUGGGGACAAAACUCAGGUCCUCUGGAAGAGCAGAAAAUAUUCUUAAUUUCUAAGCAACCACUCUAGUCCCAACUGAUUCAUUAGGAAUGUCCUUCAGAGUUUCCAGGCAUGGUGUCUGUCUCAUAAUCCUACUCUUCCAGAAGGUUAUCUCAAAUAGAAAAUUCUGCCUUGGGAAAGAACAUCUUUCUGGAAAUGAGGAAAUAACCAGGUGAACUAAAGGGGAUCUCUACUGAAAUAAAUUGAGAUGAUUCUUCAGGAAGAAGGAAGACAGAAACAUGCAAAUGCAGGAGACAGUGAAGAGAAAAUAUGUACACUUUCACUCUGAGUGAUCAAACAUCUGGUUGGGCUACCCUUCCCCCUCUCAUUUGGGCCCCAGCUCUAAGGUUAUUUGGCAAUCCUCUCUGAUCUUCCAGCCAAUUCACUUUCAUCUCAUUGCCGUGCUUAAAAAUUGUUUCAUAGUACAAGCUGCCAUGUAACAUGCCUUUUAUUUUUGGUUCUUUAUUGUUGGCUCUCUUCCCCUAUUAAUAGCAUACAAGGUUGUGAACUCCUAUGAGAGUUGAGACUUUCUUACCCCUGUGCUGUAUUGGCCAGCAUAACAGCUAUUAUGCUGUGUGGGUGUUUGGUGGCAUACCAUAGCAUAAGUAGAUUGGUUUGCUUUUGUAAUUCUAGGGAUCAAACCCAGGGCCUUUAGGGUGGCAAAUGUUCUACCACCUAGCUACACUCCCAGUUUGCACUGAAUUCUUGACUAGGUUUUGUGCAACCUGACCUCAUUAGAUCAAAACUCAUGAUUUCGUCCAGUCUGCUCCUGUUGCCUAUGGGGAGGAGAAAGUAGGGUUGAAUGUGAAGCAGGGCCACAGGAAGAGGAGGUUGCAAUUUUAGACAGAUGUUCAAAUGGUGGAAGGAUUAAGUAGUCACUUCAGAGGAGAAGCAAAUUACCUUGGCCUUGCAGACAGAUGUGAGAAGUAGGAGUGAAACAUGGGCAGUAUAUGUGGGGUUUCCUCAGUUGCAUGGUCUUCAGUCUGUGAGGGCUGGAGAACUUUGGCUUCUGAAGAUACUCUUUUACCCUGGCAACCACCCUGCCUUGUGACAUCACACAGAGAAAAACUUUAUGCAGGUAGAAUAGACAGCAGUCAUUAGGGAGCAUCUGCUCUCAGGUGCACCCUCCUUGGAGGAGAUUGGAGGAAGGUUUGUGCCACAAAGAGGAAGGGUCUGUGCAGGAGAAUUGGGUGCCUGUGCUGAUAUUCUAUUCAAAUUAUAACAAGCCAAAACCAUCAGUUCUGUUUUUCUGAGCUAUGAAGGCUUGCACUGUUUAACUCACUAACCCUGUGAACUAGGUACUAUUUUUUUUUUCUAGGAUUUACACAUGAGCAAACUGAAGCUGAGGGGAUUUAAGUGAAUUGAUGAAAUUCAAAAAUUUAGCUUUAGAGUGCAUUGGGGUAUCUACAGGUAGGGAGGUCAUAGGCCUUAGUGAGGAACCUAUUAUAAUUCUUUUACUGAAUGGACAUGUCAAAAUCUCUUCUUAAUCCAUAUUUUUAUAUCUAUGUAUUAGUGUACUCUCAGCUUUUAUCAAAGAAGCUUAUACAGGCAAGGGUUAAUGCAGAGACUCAUAACUGGUCAAAGUACUGAGAAUAAGUAAUGGUGGAAUGUUUAGUCCUAAAUGGAAUAUCUAUAUCACUUCCUCCAAGGCUCAAGAAGCAUCAUAGAAAACAAAUGGAAAGAAUCUAAAAGUUUGAGGAUGGUGAAGUAUGUUUUGAAAGGAUGUCUUCUAGACAUAACAUGGUCAUUGUACUCAUGAAUUCACAGUGUCUAUGAUUACCCAUGCAGGACCCACACAGGAUUGGGCCCGAGGGCAUUUCAUCAUUGACUGGGGGAGAGACUCAUGAGGUUCUACUCCUUCCUGAAGAGCUAGAGGCAGUGAGUGGCUGCUUUGUAUAUGUGUAGAGUUGUGUUGGUUGGUUUUUGUCAACUUGACAAAAACUUAGAUAUAUUUGGGAAGAGAGAAUCUUAACUGAGAAAAUAUGUAAGAUUGGCCUGUAGGCAAGUCUGCAGCAUUUCUUUUGAUUAAUGAUUGAUGUGGGAGGGCCCAGCUCACUACUGAUGGUGUUAGCCAUGGACAGGUGGUCCUGGAUAGUAUAAGAAAGCAGGCUGAACAACUCAUGAGGAACAAAGUUAGUAAGCAACAUUCCUGUAUGGCUUCUGGUCCAAUUUCUGCCUCCAGGUUCCUGUCUUGAGGUCCUGCCCUGUCUUCCCUGUCAGUCCUUAUUGAUGAUGACAUUGUAUACUUAGGGCACAGGACUUGAAUGAUUCAAACUGUAUAACCCAAAAGCUCCUUUCCUGAGGUCUAGCUUCAAUAGUUCCAGAAAGGAUUAUGCAAGCUACCAAGGGAGGGAAACAAUUAAUAGUCCUUACUAGCUGUGAUACCUAUGAACCACAACAAUGGUCAGCAUGGCAAGAUAUCCAUAAAGGUGCAAUAGUGGCCCUCACAUGUUGGUACUAACAAACAGAUGUCUAAUUGGACUUAAAGCUGAUUAGACACUCAACAGGAAGGAAAACAUGUCUGGUACUAGAAUUCUAGCCAACUACCUGGGGCUAGUGAGGUCAUGCAUCUUAGAUGUACUACUGCCAUUUUGCUAGGUCAGCAUAAUUCCUAACUACAUUCUAAAUAUUGGCCUUAUACCCAUAGAUGAUUGUAGUUAUCACCUUGAAUCAAGGAAGAUUUUCUUUACAGCCAAUAAAGACCAUUACAGAAAACCACAACUGGACACACUGCAGAGAUCAAUGAGUGGUGAGGAUUCCAGUUCCAGUAGAUACAUCUACACCACAGUCCCUGCAUCUAUGGCUCCGGAAAAAUCACAGAAGAGGAGCAGAGAAUUUGUAACAGGCAAGAUAUCAAGAAGCCUGCUGUGAGAUCAUCUCUCCUAGAAAUGAUAAAAAAAAAAAAACAUAAACAAGACCUGAACAAUGGCAUUAUCAGUAGACACACUGACAAGGAAGAGAGAAAAUCUCACAGGAUCCUGUCCCUAGACAAAGAGCUAUAGGCAGCUAAUGACUGCUAAGAGAAGGAGAAUUAGCCAGGGAUGAGCCCCUUAAUUGUUUUAUCUGAUUCAUCUAGCAUAGCUCCAGGGACAGAUCUGAUUGGGAUCAGUGAGUGAGUGAAGAAAAGACAGACAGAUACAGGGACAUGCAGGAAAGCUGGCAUUGGGUGCCCUCUACUCUUUGCUGGAGAAACCUCAGCACCCUGGAAGCUAAGUGUGCUUAUUAUGUGGAGUUGAAAUGAGAGGUAGUGUUAUUGCAUACAGCUGAACAAGGAGGAGGCAGGACUAUCAUGUACGGUUAUGGAGGCAGGGUUUGUGUUAUAUGGAUGGAUCAAAGGGGCAGAUUUUUUCUGAUCUUGGUAGGAGCAGUCUCUGGAGGAGAGCAGUCUUCAGGUCAUAAACAUUUGGGUGAAGAAAGCUUUGGUGGAUAUUUUUCUGCAUACACAGUCAACAUCCACACUUGGACCAGAGGAAGGCUUUGCCAUGUCCUUGAGCCUCACCUUCCUGGGCAGGGGUUGUGUGUGUGGGGGGGAGGGGACUUGCCAUUCCUCAAUAGGUUUGAGGCUCUGAGGUCCUUGAAAUGGGCAUGCCUAUGUCAAGAGCAUAUAUUCAUUCACUCAGGUCUUCACUAACUUAGGGCUUUCUUCUCUCCCUACAGUUAUCUAAUACAAUGUGGUCAGCCCCAUUGUGUGAUCAUAAACACAAUAAAACAGACUGAACAAGUUGUACUUGCAUAUUUGUCUCUCUCUUUCUAUUGUCAUCUAUCUAUUAUCUGUCAUCUAUCUAUCUAUCAUCUAUCUAUCAUGUCAUAUCUAUCUAUCUGUCUAUGUGUAUAACAUGUAUGUACAUAUAUAUGUAACAGUAAUACAUUACAUGUAGCAAGAAAACAGGGUAUCAGUUUGAGGGUGGGGGGACAUGGGAGGAGCUGGAGGGAAGAAAGGGAAGGGGGAAGUGAUAUAAUUAUAUUUUAAUUUAAAAAUGUAUUAAGAAGUUUAAAAAAGAGGGUUGGCAGAAUUAUGAUCAAAGUAUUUUAUAUAUUUGUAUAUUUACAUAUUAUAUAGUUCUGUAAGUAUAAGAAUUUGUGAAAGAAUAAAUAAAAAGAAUAAGGUUUAGAAUCCAGACAUUUUUUUCAAAAAGUGAGCCUCGACUACAAUACAGUCUACUGCUUUCUAGCAGCCUUCUAGGUUUUAUUGUUGGGAUUUAUUUUGAGACAAGGUUUCAUGCAGCCCAGGCUGGCCUUGAAGUUUCUAACUUGUUAUAUAGCUAAGGAUGACCUCAAACUGCUGAGCCUUCCACCUUUACCCCCUAAGUGCUGGGAUUAUACAUGUGUGGCAUGGCAGCUAGCAUCUGUCACUUUCUUAUGAUUUAUCACACUGAAUCAAGACUCUCGACCACCUCCUCCCUAAUCUGCAAUCUCCCUGAAGGCAGGAGCCUGGUCUCUUUCCUGUCUGCCUUACCGUAGGACACCUGGCUCAUUUAGUCAGUCUCCUUGGCUGCUCUGGUUCCAGGAAGGAAUUCCAGGGCCAUGUGGUAAGCUGACCUCAUACCAGGAGCUCUAAAUCAGAACCCAAACAUUCCAUGGGAGGCAGAGUGUCUCACUGCUCCAGUCGCUGGGCUGUUAGAUAAGUAUUUCUUUCUCAUGUAUGAAAGAGAACCGAUAAUUUUAGAAUAAUGAACAAGGUUCAGAGUUCUUCUGUGUUUUUAUUUUGGUGUUUAUUGGAAUGCCUACUUCAUGUCUGCUUGCCUUAUGUAGAUGAGCUUUAUCCUUUUGGGAAAACAGCAGGUUCACCAGGUAGCUUCAGCGAUGACCUUUCUCAUUGCAGGGGGACUAAAGACUUGUUUCGGAGUGUACAGUUACAAGCACCAAAAGCGCCUACGGAAAAACCCGGAGGCCCCAAUUCAAUAGCUCCAGAAAACGCAGUAACCCUAACACCUACAAGUGCAUCAACUCUGAAGUCCUCAGAAUCCCAGACAAGUAAAGGAACAUCACAGAAUAGUGAUACACCUGAGCCGACAGAGAUCUCUCAUGAGUUCAUGCCACGUUCUGCAGUCCCCAGGUUCAACUCUUGGAAUGAAGUAAUAAUUCCACGUAGACCUGGUCUUGUUCAUGUAAUUUCAGUUUCAAGUAUAGCCUUUGUUGUUGCCCUGAUAUGUGGACUCAUAAUCUCCUAUAUGAUACAUCGGCUGGUAAAAGCUGAGGAAAAACAGCAGCUUGCAGCGUUGUAUGAAAAUGUCGAGAUUCCACUUUUAGAUGAAAAGGAGGUCUCCGAAGGUGAUGGCCAGGCUGAGACUGCUGAACCACAUCCAGAGAAUGAGGAACUGGGGAAGUUCAUUGGUUCAGUUAUUAGAACAAAAAGAAGGGAACACAUUUUGAAGAAGAAAAUGAAGGGAGAGCAAAAUCUACCGACAGAGAAUACAUUGGAGAGUUCAAAUUAUGCUGACCAAGUGGAGAGUCAUGACAACGUGGAGAGUCAUGACAGCAUGGAGAAAGAUGAAGAAGAGGAGAAUCUAUGAAAACAGAAGAAAACUGUAGCAUGUGCUAGACAACAUGGAGACCAGACUGCAUGGAUCACAGAUGACUAAGAACAUGAACAGGACUUAAUUCCAGAGAACCUUGUUUCUUAGCUGUGAUAGUCCAUGAAUAAUUAUAACUUAAGUAGAAUAUAGAAAACAACCUGAUUUCGUUAACGAUGAAGACAAAUUGUCAAGGAUUUUCUUCUUUGGCUUCAGACCAGAAAUAAAGCUUAUUCCUUUAUUUGAGGGAUCCUUCUUGACUGUGAUAGCAAAAUAUUCUUAUUAAAAAAACUUUUCUAAGGGA
Molecule: messenger RNA, 5855 nt
Organism: Peromyscus californicus insignis
Lineage: Eukaryota; Metazoa; Chordata; Mammalia; Rodentia; Cricetidae
Gene: CUNH19orf18
Product: chromosome unknown C19orf18 homolog
Exons: 7
Coding region: 4709-5551 (280 amino acids)
Source: RefSeq, a predicted model, not a curated record